Molecule: messenger RNA, 1752 nt
Organism: Cutaneotrichosporon oleaginosum
Lineage: Eukaryota; Fungi; Basidiomycota; Tremellomycetes; Trichosporonales; Trichosporonaceae
Cellular component (GO): plasma membrane
Molecular function (GO): glucan endo-1,3-alpha-glucosidase activity
Source: RefSeq, a predicted model, not a curated record
AUGAUAGCAGCCCUGCUCUUCGCCCUCGCGGCGGCAGCGCAUCCCCAACACUCACACACACACGCCCCCCGCGCCCCCGCACCAGGAUGGUCCGACCGUGGGUGUGUGCAAGACAGCGCCGCCGCCCGCGUCCUCGACACGCUCGCAUACCAGGGCGCCCUGAACAGCCCGGCGCACUGCACCAAGCUAUGCGGUGACAACAUGUACUCGUUUGCUGGUGUGGAGAACGGACAGCAGUGCUACUGCGCCCGCGAGAUGAAGAGCACGCCUGCGUCCGCGAGCGACUGCACGUCCCCAUGUCCCGGCGACGCGGGUGAGACAUGUGGCGGCGCCACGUCCCUCCAUCUCUUCGAGCUGGUCGGUGCUGGUGCUGGUACUGGUGCGAGCGCGAGCGGUGCCGCCUCUAAUGCCGCGUCUUCGGCAGCCACGACCGCCUCCGCCACCGCCGCCGCCGCUGCCGGCGCAGCGCCCCCCGCCGUCUCCGGCACGGGCGACGCCGUGACGCAGCAAGCGGCCGUCCCGGCGUCCAGCGCGACAAAGUACGUGUGGGCACACCACAUGAUUGGCAACACCGAGUUCUACACGUCCGCGAACUGGACGGCGGACGUGGAUCUCGCCAAGCGCGCGGGGAUCGACGGCUUCGCCCUCAACAUGGGCCGGGACGCGUAUCAGCCGCAGAACGUCGAGUGGGCGUAUGCGGCAGCGGGCGCCGCGGGCCUCAAGUGUUUCUUCUCGUUCGACAUGACGAGCUUUCCGUGCAUGAACGCCAGCGAUGUGAGCGCCGUCGCCGAGCUUGCGAAGAAGUAUGCCGCGCACCCCGCACAAGCUAUGUACGGGGGCAAGGUGCUCGUCAGCACGUUUUCAGGCGAGCGGUGUACGUUUGGCCAGGCGAGCGUCGCGGCUGGAUGGGACGCCGUGCGGCGCGCCAUCGGCACAGAAAUCUACUUUAUGCCGUCGACGUUCAUGACUACCGCCCAAGUUAAAGAGGGGAGGUGGUACGACGGCCAGAUGCAUUGGGACGCUGCGUGGCCGCAGGGCCCCGAGGCGCUCACGACGCAGAACGACACCGAGUGGAUCGCCGCCCUCGGUACGAAAGGGUAUAUGCCUCCCGUGUCGCCGUUCUUCUUCACCUACUACGGAAAGGACAGCUGGGACAAGAACUGGAUUUAUCGUUCGGACGACUGGCUCCUCGCUACCCGCUUCGAGCAGGUCAUCGGCAUGCGCGACAAGGUGGACAUGCUUGAGCUGCUGAGCUGGAAUGACUUCGGCGAGUCGCACUACAUCGCGCCGGUGCCCGCGGCCUCCGCCCAGCCCAAGUCGGACGGGUGGACGCGCGGGAUGCCGCACACGGGCCUGCUCUCACUGGUGAAGCACUACGCGACGGUGUUCCGCACGGGCGCGCCGCCGGCCGACGAAGGCCUGUGGCUCUGGACGAGGCCGCACCCGAAGGACGCGACGCCCAACGCGCCCUCCCUCCCGCGCCCCGCGCGCGCCGACGACACCGAUGACAACUUGUACGCUGUCGCGUACCUCACCUCGCCCGCGCGCGUGCGGAUCUGGAGCGGCGCCUCGAGCGCCGCGUGGGACUUGCAGGCCGGCCUCGCCAAGCUCAAGGUUCCUAGUGCGGCGGGCGCUGUCGGCGGCGAAGUUACGCGUGACGGCAAGGCCGUGCUGCGCUUCGAUAGUGGCAGUUGGGCGUAUACCGACAAACCGGCAGAUUACAACUUUAACUACUUUGUUGGCGAGGGGUGA